Rhagoletis zephyria (snowberry fruit fly) is the source of this 1896-nucleotide messenger RNA. RefSeq lists its product as uncharacterized. The record is from RefSeq and is a predicted model, not a curated record. NCBI's taxonomy places the organism in Eukaryota, Metazoa, Arthropoda, Insecta, Diptera, Tephritidae.
CGUCGUGAACACAUCGUUUCGAUCCGAAAUCGCAACCAAGUCAGUGCAAAUAAGAAUAUCCCAUCUCUAAAAGAAUACAUUAAUUAAAGCAUAAAAGUAUGAUUUAUGGUUUUACAUUCUACCGCCAUGCAUCAAUAGCCUACGUUUAUCUAUGCAAUUUUUGCCUAUAUUCACAAUUUAUGGCAUAUCAUUUUCAUUAUAUGUUAAAAAAAACUUACAAUUCCUUUUAGUGCUUUUUUAUUUGUGUGAAAAAAUAAGUUGUUCUAUCGAUUACAGCUCCAAGUGUCUAAUGAGAGAAUUUUUGAAUUUAAAUAAUUUUGGGAUCAAAUAUUUGAAGAAAUAACCCCAAGAUUAAAAAUUAGUGCUGAAGUUUGAAUCUUAUGACCACCAAAUACGGAUUGCACUUUUGAAUAACAGAAGUAAAAAAAAAGUGUUGAACAUUAAUAAAGAGUGAGCCGUUUAAGAAUCAACGUAAAUUUGUCUAAAAUAAUUAACGUCUCCUCAUGCAAAUUUGUUUAUGCUUAAGCAUAAAAAUCAUAGUUCUCGCAAAUAUGGGCCACCUUCAAACGUAUUUAUUUGCAAUACUAGUUACAGUGGCCUUUACCAUCACAGUUGUUGCUGAUCGAAAUCCAAAAAAACGUCAAAUAUAUCGUGAACAAGUGUUGCCACAUGCAGGUGGGAAAAUUCCUGACACAGCUUUUGAAACUGACCGUCUCUUUUUGAAUCGAUUACAGAAGGAAGGCAUCUCUAUGCCAGAUGGAGUCGUAACUGAGCAACGCAAUCCACAAGUGUACCAAUACUACAGUAAAAGCCCAAGAGUGGUAUUUCAAUUAGCGCUCAGCUCAGAUGGUCGUUACACUCCCGACGAAGGCAGAUAUCAUCACUAUGACACACCAUCAAUUGAGACCACUUAUCUCUACCCACAAAUACACGGACGAUUAACUGAUACAUCUCCAUCAAAGAGAGCCUAUCCAACAUACAGACAGCUGCAAUUGCAUAACUCUCAACUCAAUCAAGUCAAAUUCCAAGCUAAAAAGAAAACACAAUACCUGGGCAUAACACCAAGUCUGAACAAAGGCCAAAGCACUUCAUUUAGGACACAAUCAUACCAGAAUUUCAACGUAGUCAACACACCAUUAGCGCCAUCAGUUUCUACAGCGGCGGUAGCGGCCAGAGGGAGCGGCAGCAAAGUGGACUAUUACGUGCCCAACGAGAGCUCUUCUGCACAACUAUUCAGCGAGUUUGAUGAGCUCUUUAACAACUUCAAUUUGCAUGAAAAGCAGGCGACCAUCAAUGGCGAAGGAGCAUUUUUCAGCUCCAAACAUAAAAUCUAAGAGUUGUAUACCGCAGCAUUAUGUGUACAAUGAUUAAAGCAUACUCGUGUGUACAUUCUCACAUAUGUACAAGCAAAUUAGGUGAUACUUAACUAACAGCUUGGUUAUUAUAACAACUUAUAAUUAUUUGUGUAAUUUGUACAAUAAUAAAUUACUUUUACAGAUUAAUGAUUAUAUCCCAUGCUAAAAUUAAUGGAAUAAUUUAAAAUCUCGCAACUGGCAAAAAGAAUUGCUUUGCUGGAGUUAGAUGAUUGCCUUAAAAUUUAGAUAAGAGCUAAAAAGCAAAUUUUAUAAAAACUUUAUUUUCCUAAUCUGUUUGCAAAUUUUUUUGUGAAACUUUACAUAAGGUGCAUUCUUUUGUAUCUCGGCUGCAAGCAAGGACAACACGCUCAAAUGACGAAAUACCUGCAAAUCAACAACACAAACUAGGCUAUUUAUCCGAGUUCAGCCAGGUCGGUUAAAAAAUACGGCCCCGGAAGGGUAGUGUUGGUAUCUAAGUGAAAAAACUGCUCUAUUGUGAAUUGUUAAUGGGAAAGUGGAAAGGGAAAUUUUUGUUUUCGUU